Messenger RNA from Candidula unifasciata, 764 nucleotides. Lineage: Eukaryota; Metazoa; Mollusca; Gastropoda; Stylommatophora; Geomitridae. The record is from the annotation of a GenBank genome assembly.
UAUGCGGAACACAGAGACCAGGCCUCCACCAGCACAGACAACGGGUCGUUGGUGGCUUUACGGCCGACGAGUGUGAGUACCCUUGGGUAGUCCUGGUCAUCGCCCUCAACAGCAUUUGUGGAGGUUCGAUCCUAGACUCGCGGCACAUCAUGACGGCUGCCCACUGUGUCAAAGACAAGUUGACAAACACACCGAUAAGUCCGGCUGCUGUCCGUGUCAGGAUUGGAUCAUCCUCUGUGUCGCUGGGCCGGCAGUUUCAAGUCAUCAACGUCAUCACACAUCCCUCCCACGACCCGGGAAACAAAGUCAACGACAUCGCCGUGCUGACCAUUGGCCAAGAUCUGGUCUUCUCGGAUUGCAUCAAACCACUCUGUCUUCCCGAGGAGGGUUCGGAUCCCAAACAUGCAGAUUUCUGUGUGGUGGCUGGAUGGGGUGUCACAAAUGUGGCCUCUCCAAACAGCAUCCCCUACCUUCAAGAGGCUGAGCUACCUAUCGUGGACCAAGAGUUGUGCCAGCGACGGUACGGGUCAGACAAGGUCAACGAGCAGACGUUUUGUGCCGGUGAUUAUUACAGUGGAGGAAUAGACUCGUGUCAGGGAGAUUCUGGCAGCCCUUUGAUGUGCAAAGUUGGAGGGAGAUUCAUCGCUCAGGGAAUUGUCUCCAACGGAUUAGGAUGUGCCCUGCCCACGUACCCUGGAAUCUACACCCGGGUGUCACACCCCAACAAUCUUAGAUUUGUUAAAACCGCAAUUGGAACCAGUUGA